GGUGUUAAAGGGGCAUGGCUGGUGGUUUUGCCGGCCGUUCACAAUUUCCGUUGUGGAUCGAUCAUUACUAUGAGACGAUUUGGUUGGAAAUAUAAAGUGCGAAGCUUUUCCUCCGAUGUUUACUUCUCAUGUUUGCAGUAACAAGUUGCUCUCAGGGUUGUCAAGUAGGAACAGCAUGGCUCAAUAUCAGAAUACCAAUCAAGGGAGAGAAAGGGAGACCUCACGUCUAGUCAGUAAGGACGUGGGGACGCACGAGCGUCAACGAGGAAAUCAUCUCCGAGAAAAUGAUUCAUCGCCGUCAUCAUCCAGCACCAUAAAAGAUGCAACAAUUGAUAAUGGCUCGGCGCAUUACGAGUUCGGUGGUCCCUGGGGCACGGGUGCAAUGACAGUAGGCUUCCCACUACUGAUGUACUACAUGUGGAUUGGCGCUACAUUUUAUGGCGGCUCGCUUCCGCUCCCCUCCGCAGAGCAGUCCCUGACCGACUUUAUCACCUCCCUCGCUCAACUGGUCUACAAAGAAGCAUUCCCGUCACUCUACGCCUGUAAGAUAUAUUGGAUAUUCAUCCUCUUCCAAGCCGUGUGCUACGUAUUCCUUCCUGGAGUGUGGAGUUAUGGCAAGCCGCUACAUCACCUUGGUGGCAAGAAGUUACGAUACUAUUGCAGCGGUUUGUGGUCCCUCUGGGUAUCCAUCAUCGUCGCGGGAGCGCUGCAUUACAGUGGAAUUUUCAAGCUCUACGAACUCUUAGACGAGUUUGGGCCGCUGAUGUCCGUUGCAAUCAUCUCUGGUUUUGAAAUUGCGAUCUUUGCGUAUGUCUUCGCGAUUGUACGAGGAGUUCAGCAUAGGAUGAGCGGCAAUUUCAUUUAUGAUUUUUUCAUGGGCGCUGAACUCAACCCGCGCAUCGGAAUUCUGGACCUCAAGAUGUUCUUCAUGAUACGACUGCCGUGGAACAUCCUGCUUGCACUUGCUUGUGCCACGGCCGCCAGGCAGUAUGAGCUUUAUGGUUAUGUUAGCGCGGAGGUGUGGUUCCUAAUCCUGGCGCAUUUUCUGUAUACCAAUGCGUGCGCAAAAGGGGAGGAGUGCACAACGACUACAUGGGAUAUAUACUACGAGAAAUGGGGCUUUAUGCUAAUCUUCUGGAACAUCGCAGGUGUGCCUCUCAGCUACUGUCAUGCUAUUCUCUACUGUGCCAAUCAUCUUUCUACCCUAACCGAAUGGGUCUACCCGUCUCUUCGGACGCCCUCACUUGCCUUUCUCUUCAUAUCUUACCUUUUUACGUACUGGGUCUGGGACACGAUUGGCAGCCAGAAGAACAACUUUCGUGCCCAGGAGCACGGAACCCUCACAGGCCGCAACGCAUUUCCGCAGCUGCCCUGGAAUACAAUCAAAAAUCCGAAAGUGAUCAAGACGGCAACGGGUGACAGUAUUCUCAUCGACGGCUGGUAUCGAUAUGGUCGUAAAAUCCACUACACUUGUGACAUCUACUUUGCAAUUGCGUGGGCGGUGGUAGCCGGCUUCGAGAGUCCUUUCCCCUGGUUCUAUCCGGUGUUCUUUACCUGUAUGAUUCUUCACCGUGCUCAUAGAGAUAUCCAACGUUGUAGGGCAAAGUACGGACGUAGCUGGGAAGAAUAUGAAAAGGCGGUCCCUUAUAUUUUCAUUCCGUACAUCUUUUGAGGUUGGUGCUGCGAAGUGUAGGAGUUGAUAUUGUGAGAAUAAAAAACACCAUGGUCAGAGAUGAGAUACUAUUCGGAGGAAAUUGAGCAAACAAGGGAUAGAAGAUGAAGAUAAAGGGAUCCUGCAAUUAUCAAGGGAAGCUUGUUAAGCAUGCAUACACUCAAAAUUGUAUAGAUGGCGGGUAAUUCAGUCAGGUCAUUAAGUUCAAACUCUUGAAAAACUUAUUCAGGUCACCAUGCUAGUCUUAUGGAGGGCGUUCGUUGAGAGAGUAGUUUCUUCCUUAUAUGUAAGUUUUGGGGGGCCGCAUUACUGAAAUAUUCAAAUUGGUUUCUCAUUUUCUUCGCUCCAUGGGUGCUUUCCAACUGACAACGACUUUCCAUGGGCAUGAUUUGGGUAGAAAUAUGGUAUUAUAUUUGCUAGAAGAACUUCGCUACGUUAUCGCUUGUUGUAUCGGAUCUUCA
This is a messenger RNA of Botrytis cinerea B05.10, 2133 nucleotides long. RefSeq lists its product as hypothetical. The record is from RefSeq and is a predicted model, not a curated record. Gene Ontology annotation, biological process: ergosterol biosynthetic process. The transcript has 4 exons. NCBI's taxonomy places the organism in Eukaryota, Fungi, Ascomycota, Leotiomycetes, Helotiales, Sclerotiniaceae. The coding region runs from base 116 to 1672 and encodes 518 amino acids. Gene Ontology annotation, molecular function: Delta24(24-1) sterol reductase activity. Gene Ontology annotation, cellular component: endoplasmic reticulum membrane.